Gordionus sp. m RMFG-2023 is the source of this 3101-nucleotide messenger RNA. Its product is annotated as circadian locomoter output cycles protein kaput-like. Gene Ontology annotation, biological process: regulation of transcription by RNA polymerase II. The coding region runs from base 11 to 2773 and encodes 920 amino acids. The record is from RefSeq and is a predicted model, not a curated record. Lineage: Eukaryota; Metazoa; Nematomorpha; Gordioida; Chordodea; Parachordodidae. The transcript is spliced from 11 exons. Gene Ontology annotation, molecular function: RNA polymerase II transcription regulatory region sequence-specific DNA binding; DNA-binding transcription factor activity, RNA polymerase II-specific; protein dimerization activity.
AAUUAUAUAAAUGAUAUUAGAUACACAUUCGAUACAUAAUCCACAUAAUAUUAGUAAACAUAAUUACAACACUCCUCGUAAAGUAGUCGAUCCUCACGACUCCUGGAAAAAUCAUUCCGAGUAUAGUAAAGAUCUUCCUAAUAAUUCGGCUACUAUCAAUAACCCAGGGGUCCAUCAAAGGGACUCCAACAGUAUCGGCGAUAUUAAUAUGCAAGAAUACAAUAUCUCGAACUUACCAAAUUACAACGAGUCAAAUAUUUAUUACGCCAAUAAUUGCUCCAUUUAUCAGCAGAGCAAUUGUUUCAUCCCAGAGAUCGAAGAUCAUUAUCCUUAUUACGACUACGGGAUCAAUUCCGGUUUCAACGAUAAUAUCAACGGAGCUAAACAUCGCGGGUAUGGUGUCAAAUUUGACCACUUCAAUUCUAAAACCGAAGGAGCCGAGGACCUCGAUACCGAGUUUGCCAGGGGUUCUCACAUAAUAUCUAAAAACAUAUUAAGUCAGCUGACUAAUGAAGAUAAUUCUAAGUCGUUUAACGCGCAAAAGUAUAUAAUAGAAGGGAACGUAAAGGAAAAGUCAAAAACAGCCGCCAGAACGAGACGGGAAAAAGAGAAUACGGAAUUUUUAGAAUUGGCCAAACUGUUGCCCAUUCCUUCCGCUAUAACGAAUCAGCUUGACAAGGCCUCUAUCAUAAGAUUGACCACUAGCUACCUCAAAAUACGACAAAUUCUACCUAAGAAUGAAGGUGAUGAUUGGGGGAAACUGCCCAAUGUAAAAUAUACCCCAGCUGAGCUUCUGGCAAAGGACAUUGGUUCUCAUCUACUUCAAACUUUAGAAGGAUUCUUAUUCAUCAUAUCUCCCGACGGGAAAAUUGUGUACAUCUCCGAAACUGCAUCCGUCCAUUUAGGGUUAUCUCAGGUGGAAUUAACGGGCAAUAGUGUAUACGAUUAUAUUCACACUGAAGAUCACGAAGAAAUAACUAACAUACUAACCCCGGAACUCGAUAAAAUAUCUGAUACAAAUAAAGAUUAUUCGUUGGUAAAAGAUUUUUGUAUACGUAUGAAAUGCGUGUUAGCGAAAAGAAAUGCUGGAUUGACUAGCAAUGGAUACAAAGUCAUCCAUUGCACAGGGUAUCUGAAAGUUAAAUGUCCUGCUAAACCCCCAAAACAUACCGCUAUAGUAGAAAAUGAAGUUUCCUCCAGGGUAAUAGGUUUAUUAGCGGUUGCCUAUUCCUUUCCCGCCAGCGCUGUCACUGAAAUCAAGUUACAGAGUGACAUGUUUAUGAUGAGAACAAGCUUAGAUCUCAAGCUCAUAUUCUUGGAUUCGAAGGUCACAUCCUUGAUUGGGUACGAACCUCAGGAUUUGGUAGAAAAAAGUCUGUAUCAAUUUGUGCACACCUCUGACUUGAAAGCUUUGCAAAAGUCUCACCUUACAUUACUUAAGAAAGGACAAGUUAGAACGCCUUAUUACAGAUUCAUGACUGUGAAUAACGGAUGGGUGUGGAUUCAAAGUCAUUGCACCAUCGUUCACAACAACAGAUCAUCCAGGCCGCAUUGCAUAGUUAACGUGAAUUAUGUCUUGAGUAAACACGAUUCGGAAAACUUAUCGAUGGACGAAAUUAGAAAGCAAAAUUACUCUUUACAUCCACCAGGGCUGGAUAUUCUGAAUAAUCCUUCGAAGAUGUCGGCCGAACACAAUGCUAUCGCCUCCGGAGGUAGGGGCGAUUUAUAUAGAAGUAGUAACGACCCACUUAAUACACUCAAAAUAAAUGUAAAUCAUAAGACAACGUCAGAAAUGCGAGCGUUAUCGGAACAACAAAAAAGCUUGAGGUCUUCUUCGGCGAAAAGCGCAUCUUCUAAUGUUAGAGAUAUUCACGAUACUCCGAAAAAGAAAAGAAUCGAAACUUCUAAAUUAAACCAAACUCGUAUUCCCGAAAAGAGCUCAUUGCUAACUUCUUACAGUGACACCGAUAAUCGUAUCGCUGAAAACCAACGCAGCUUAGCAAUAAAUACCGACAUCUCCAGGAAUUCUUCGAAAGGUUUAUAUGAUCGCUUAAAUACGGGAGCAUGCCCACCUAACGAUCUUUCGCAGCAAUACAAUUAUAUCGAAAAUUUUUCUACUUCUCGUAAUAAUAAAUGUCAUCAUCCUCGUGAAAAUGACAGCAGAGAUACAUUUCCCAAAAGCCAAUUUUAUUCCCCUCAUCCGUAUAUCUCGCAUGCCACUCUUCAUUCGGGAUGGGAAAAUUAUCAAAAUCAAUCAAUAUGCCAUGAUCCUAAUGUAAGCGUGGUGCCCGGUUUGCACCACCUAUACCCGAAAGAUAAGUUGAUACGUAAAAUUUCGUCGGCAGACGUUAAAAGAAGACUACUACCGACACAUUAUCCAACCCUCGUAAAAGAACGAACCGAAAAUAAAUUAUCGAAAUUUGACAGCUGCUUAUACAACGAGGAAAAUACGUUUAAAAAUAAAAGGGCAAUCCCUAUUAGUCAUAAUAACGAAAGUCCCUUCUCCUACUACAACAAAGGUCUCAACAUAUCGCCUAUAAGUGGAGACACCUCGGACGAAACCACCGACGGGUUUUUUAAGAAGGCUAAAUACAAGAAUUUUUCGGAUACCAAUUGUAAGAAAUCGACAAUCGAUAUAUCGACAAACCCUUUUCCGUUAAAUGGCAUAUUACUGGAUGCCAAUAAAUUGUUGGAGAGAUUAGUCACUCCCCCAGAUUCGCUAAUAAAUGGCUUUACAGAUAAUGACGUCAAACAUUCCUAUUGCAGGGAGUAAAAAAAAAUAAAUAAUGAUAAAAUCGUAUACACGGAAACUUUCAUGGAAUGAGAAUGGAUAAAAUAAAAAUGACAAUCAAUAUCUAAUAUACAAUUGGUAGAUGCAAUAUUAUUCAGUUUUCGGAUUGACAGAUUUCAAUCAACGCAUAAUAAUUGAUUAUUUACAUUUGGAUAAUUAAUAAUCUAAAAAAAAUAGAAAAAAAUUAAGUUUUAAAAAUUAAUUCACAAAAUAAUUAAAUAUAUAUAUAUAUUUAUAAACUUUCAAGAGGAAAAAAAAAUAUAAAAUAAUGCAUAUUUUUAUAAAUAAGUCUAUAUAUUAUUUAUUAAUU